This is a messenger RNA of Coccinella septempunctata (seven-spotted ladybird), 575 nucleotides long. RefSeq names its product protein C10. Bases 88 to 459 code for a protein of 123 amino acids. Lineage: Eukaryota; Metazoa; Arthropoda; Insecta; Coleoptera; Coccinellidae. The record is from RefSeq and is a predicted model, not a curated record. The transcript has a single exon. Gene Ontology annotation, biological process: post-embryonic development.
UUGAUGGUCAAUGUCAUAUUCCGAUAUUUCUCAGAGGUUGUCUCUGAUAUUUCUUGUUUACAAAAGUUUCAAAAAAGUUGAGAGAAUAUGCCAAAGACCGAAGAUUUUCCGGCACUAACUACAGAAUUAGCCAUUGAAAUUCUUAAUAGAACUUUAGAAACACUUCAAACUCCAGAAAAUACCCAAAAACUUGAUGAGGCCAGAGAUAAUGUUGGAAAUGAAAUGUUGAAAAUGAUGCAGUUCUUAUUUCCCAUAGUGAUGCAAAUUCAGAUGGACGUCAUCACAGAAUUUGGAUUCCCUGAAGGCAGAGAAGGCAUUGUGAAGUUUGCUCAGAUGUUGAGAAGUUUAGAAGUGGAAAAUUCAGAAGUUGCCCAAUUACACAGUAUUGUUCGAUCAUAUUAUUUACCCUCAGUUGCUGUAAAUGCAUCCCCACCCGAAGAAAGAUUGAAUAGUAGUUAGCAUAUCCCCAGGAUAGAAGUAUUUUAUUUAUAAAUACAUAUAUAAUUUUAGUAAUUUCGCUUUUAAAACUAAUUUUGUGUUGAAAAAUGUACUUCCAUAAUAUAUACAAUUUCAUU